This is a messenger RNA of Cynara cardunculus var. scolymus (artichoke), 1527 nucleotides long. RefSeq lists its product as uncharacterized. The transcript has a single exon. Bases 1 to 1527 code for a protein of 508 amino acids. Gene Ontology annotation, biological process: regulation of defense response to fungus. NCBI's taxonomy places the organism in Eukaryota, Viridiplantae, Streptophyta, Magnoliopsida, Asterales, Asteraceae. The record is from RefSeq and is a predicted model, not a curated record.
AUGCCGGCUUUGGACGAAGAAAAACCGGGGGCUUCGAAUGAAAACCCUGAAGGAUUCCGAGAUGCCGAUUUCUCGAAUCGGAAACCGAAGAGUUCGAGUUUCGGGUUUGAUGAAGAUGAUGUUAAAAGUAAUGGGAGUAUGAAGAUAGAUAAUAGAACUGUUGAACAAAUGGGGAGUUUGAAAAUGAAUCAAGAAUUGGAGAAUCCGGAAACCCGAAUUAACGGAUCACGAAGAUCCAUUUGGUCCUCGAUUCGGACACAACGGAACGACCAUUUACGAGAAGUGGACGAGGGUCCGUCGAAUUACCAUUUUAGGUCUGGUAACGUGUACGUAGAGCCGGAGGUAGAAGAUGAUCGAGUGGAGCUUUUAAGAAAAUUAGACGAACUUAAGGAUCAAAUUGUUCGAUCUCGCCCUUUAGGCGAUCAAUCGAAAGAAAAAGCUUCGUUCUUUAACUAUCCGAUUAGGUCGCAAAUCGUUAGACGAGCUCCGUUCGAUCAAAACGCGUAUCAUGGUUACUUUCCCGGGAGAUAUUUUAAUAAAGAUUCGGGCGAUUUUCGGAAAUUUCACCACCCUUCGUGUUCGUGUUUGGUUUGCUAUACUAAUUGCCACCAAGCUGGCCCUCCUCCACCGCCACUGCCGCCUGUUUACUACCGCCAUGAUCACAAACAGAGGUUCUCGUGGUGGUCAGGUGACCUUCCUCGUCCUCGGAGAGGGAUUUUAGCCGCCGGAGGGAGGCGGUGCCGCCCUGUAGCUGGGGGCUCUCCGUUUGUGGCAUGUUGCAACUGCUUUGAGUUGCUUCAAAUGCCUGAGAAAAGUAUCGGAAACACCCGAAAGAAAAUCAGAUGUGCAGCAUGCUCGGAAGUGAUCUUGCUUUCGGUUGUCAACAAGAAGCUCGUUACGAACUGUGAGAAAGGAGUCAGUAACGGUAACGAAAAAAAUAGGCGUAGAAACACAAAAUGGAGUAUCAUCGAGUCUUCCUCCGACGAUUUCGAUGUUUCGGUCGAUUUCGAUUUCCGAUCGUUAGAUCGACUACCGUUAGGAACUCGAAGUUUGACUUCCUUCAAGUCAACAAGAAGCAUUCGUUCAUCAUCUUCGUAUACCUCUGAGGCCGAUGCCGAUCUUGCUCCUAUCAAAGAUCCGAAAUCCGAAUCCACGAAACCGUCUUCACCGCCUUCGGGAUCACGGCUUCAAGAUCAUUUCGAUUACUCCACAAAUUCCCUCCAAAACUCGAUGAAAGACGCUGCGGUCGCCACUGAGAUCGAGAUCUCUGCGAGCGAGUAUUGCGUUAACACGGGCACGUCUCAAGAAUCGGUAGAUCAACGAAACGAUACAGGAGGAGGGCGCGAAUCUUUCUUCGUGGGGAUGAUCAAGAAAAGCUUCAAACUUUCCAAAUUGAAUCAAAACUUUGACAACGGAAAAGUCAACGGUACCGUUGCCAUUACGGUCAAUGGGCAUUCGUUACCCGAACGGUUGAUCAAGAAAGCCGAAAAGCUUUCCGGACCGAUACAGCCCGGGGAUUACUGGUAA